Messenger RNA from Diplodia corticola, 726 nucleotides. RefSeq lists its product as uncharacterized. The transcript has 2 exons. Bases 1 to 726 code for a protein of 241 amino acids. NCBI's taxonomy places the organism in Eukaryota, Fungi, Ascomycota, Dothideomycetes, Botryosphaeriales, Botryosphaeriaceae. The record is from RefSeq and is a predicted model, not a curated record.
AUGAUCUCUCCAUCGCUAUUUGCAACUUUCAUGGCCACUGUUGGCUCCAGUGCCGCAUAUGGGCUGCCUCCGGUGGUUGCUGCUGGUGGCCAAAUUACAGCCAGAGCUCUUUGCAAUGGCACCGUCAGCCUGAACACCACUGUCGGGUCAUACGUCGUGCAGGAGAACGAGACCAUGCCCGAGAUUGCUGCGAAGGUCAACCGCGGAGUUUGCGACAUCGCGCGAGCCAACCGCAUGGCCGAUGCGAUGAUGCUUUACACGGAUGAGGAGCUCAUCAUUCCGGCACAGGUGUGCGACCCCGACAACGACACCUGCCUGGUCCCCAACACCACCACCACCAACACCUGCGUCAAUGGAGGACCGCACACGUACACGACCUUUUUGGGAGAUACGAUCCAGUACAUCGCCCAGAAGUUCAACCUCACCCUGGACACCGUGACCGCUGUCGCCGACAGACUCAGCUCCGACCCGUAUGCCGAAAUCGAGGCUGGCCAGUCGCUCAAAUUGCCCAUGUGCUCGCCCAGCCAGUGCACGCUCCAGCCGUACCGCUUCACGUAUGGCACCUACGCCGAUCUCGCCAAGAACUACAGCACCACCGUCGGGCAAAUCAUGGCUUACAAUGCCGGCUACAACAAGAGCACCGCCACCACCACCGAUGAGUCGCCUGCCAUUGCUGUGCCGAUGAACUGCACCGCUCUUUCCGAUACUAUUACUGUCAUGUCAUAG